AACCUUCCUCACCUUUAUUAUUACCUUCCCUGAACCUGAGCAGCUGAGCUGAUCGAGGAUACAUAAAACUUGAAAGAGAAGAGAAGAGAAAAACACUGUAUUUUCUCCUCUUCAUCUCAUAAUAUAUAUCCCUAUCAAAUUCUCUCGCCUACAUAUACAUAUAUAUAAACAUAUACAUAUCUCAGUUCUCAGCUAUAUAUAUAUAUAUAUAUAGUUAGAAUAACCACUAGCCCAGUCUCUUGUUCACAGCAGGCCACAACAAAAUCAUCAAUGGAGCACCUCUUGGGACUUCUCCGCAUCCAUGUCCACCGGGGUGUUAACCUUGCUGUUCGGGACGUCCUAAGCAGCGAUCCUCAUGUAGUCUUCCGAAUGGGCAAGCAGAAAGUCAGGACUCGGGUCGUGAAGCAGAACAUUAACCCCGAAUGGAACGAGCAACUAACCCUUUCCGUAGCCGACCCAAGGCAAGCAGUCAAAGUGUCAGUUUACGAUAAGGACACCUUCAGCUUAGAUGACAAAAUGGGGGAUGCAGAGUUCGAGAUCGGGCUGUUCUUGGAGGCCCUAAAGAUGCGGCCGGGUGGCCUCCCAAGCGGGACCAUAAUCACGAAGGUGCAGCCCAGUAGGCAGAACUGCCUCGCCGAGGAGAGCUGCAUCAUCUGGAAGGACGGCCAGGUGGCCCAGAACAUGAUCAUAAGGCUGCGAAACGUCAAGACAGGCGAGAUUGAACUCCAACUGCAGUGGAUUGAUAUCCCUGGUUCAAGGGGGCUGCAUUAAUUAAGUUGCUCUAAUUCCCUGGGUCAGCUUUUUGUGCACAAAAAGGACCGUCGGCCCGCCCAGGCUUUCUGUAAUCGAUCAAACAGCGGAAAUGACCGCUAGCAUGUCUCCUCAUCAUUCUCGACUGCAGAAAGGAUAUAUGAUAUACUUUUUCUCCAGCUAUGCAUGCAUAUUAUAUUGAUCAUAUAUAAAAUUCAACAAGAUUGAUUAGAAUGGAUGA
Punica granatum (pomegranate) is the source of this 991-nucleotide messenger RNA. Lineage: Eukaryota; Viridiplantae; Streptophyta; Magnoliopsida; Myrtales; Lythraceae. The record is from RefSeq and is a predicted model, not a curated record.